AUGCCAGAAUCCCGCACUCUGUAUGAUCUUGGUCACGAUGAUGACGGCGAAAAGUGGGCCGGAGGACGACUCAGCAAUGUACUACGAGACACGCAGACCGAGGGCGUUGUGGUAGUUGCGCGUUGGUACGGCGGGCAGAACAUCGGUCCCAUACGUUUUACGCAUAUUGAAAACAGCGCUAAAGAAGCUAUUUGGAAAUGGAAAGUCGCCGAUACUGACAUUAAGAAAGAGCAGGCCUCCAAGAAACAAAGAGUUGACGAAGAAGCUAAGCGGGAAGAGCUGGUGAAGAACUUACAGGAAAGGGAUUACAACAUCUUUGCGCUGAGGAAAUUGUUGAGUCAGAAGAAGGGGCAGUUGCAGGAUGAGGAGCCUGCGCCGCCGACGCCGCAGAAGACGCAGGACUAUGGGAAGAUGACUAUGGAUGCGUUGAUGAGGGUGGAUAAAGCGAGGGAUGCUACGAUUGCGUUCAUUUUGAAGCAAAUUGAUAAGAUCGAUGACGAGCUUAAGCUUGUGGAAGCGUUGGAGGACGGCACGCAGGGGGCAGAAGAGGGGGGAAAGGCUGGAGAGGCAAAGCCUUCGACGCCAAAGUGA
Molecule: messenger RNA, 591 nt
Organism: Alternaria rosae
Lineage: Eukaryota; Fungi; Ascomycota; Dothideomycetes; Pleosporales; Pleosporaceae
Exons: 1
Coding region: 1-591 (196 amino acids)
Biological process (GO): regulation of translational initiation
Cellular component (GO): cytoplasm
Source: RefSeq, a predicted model, not a curated record